AUGAAGGAACUUUCCACAAUAUUCCAUCAAGAGUAUAUUAUUAUGGCGGAGUACCGUAAGCUGCGAACAGAAAACUUGAAAGGAAUUUAUGUAAUCCCAUCUUACAAAAACUCAUUCUUAUGGUAUGGAGUAAUUUUUGUAAGAUCAGGUUGUUAUGGUGGAGGAGUCUUCCGUUUUACACUUACAUUACCAGAUACCUUUCCUAAUGAGAAAGUUCCUGUAGUAACAUUUUCAUCACAGUUGUAUCAUCCUGCUGUGGAUUGUAACACUGGUGAUUUAAAUCUUAAUGAAGUGUUUCCUCAGUGGGAUAGAAAUCAAAAUCAUAUCUGGCAAAUAUUGAAGUACUUACAUUGGAUUUUCUAUAAUUUAAAUAUAAAAGCACCAGUAAAUGAUGAAGCAUCUAUUUUGUUUAAAACAAAUAAGAAAUCUUUUAUAGAAAAGGUUAAGGACUGUGUUUCUUUGAGCUUGGAACAUCUUUAUGAUACUCCAUCAACAGAUGAUAAGCAUUAUAUUUCUUUUAAACCCUAUGAUCCUACAAUUCAUGAUGCCGCUAAAAACAAAAUGUUAAAACCAAAGCAGAAUGACGAGAAUUCCCAUGGUGUAUCUUGGGUGCAAACAGAUUCUUAUCAAGCGUUUUCGAAAGAAACACCAUAA
Messenger RNA from Leptosia nina, 654 nucleotides. NCBI's taxonomy places the organism in Eukaryota, Metazoa, Arthropoda, Insecta, Lepidoptera, Pieridae. The record is from the annotation of a GenBank genome assembly.